CGUGUACGUGGUAACGUUUCGGAACACCGUGUUCCAAAUGACGGAUAACACAUUCGGCCGUUUCAAGGUUAUCAAAAGUACCGUACCGUUCUGUCUCGUCGCAGAACGUUUUAGAAUUUUUCGCAAACAGAGAGUGACAUAUUCGGUGAAUGGAGAUUGUAGAAUUUGUUCGCUGAACUGAUUUGUUCAUUUUUUAACUCUUCAUUUGUAAACGACACGUAUCUAAUGGAUGAUGAAUUAUUUGAUUCAUUGGAAUCAUUCGGUAGCGAGCCAGCCGAACUCAAACUCGGCUCGACAUUUUCCGGCAAAGGUCCUGGAUUCCAUACAUUAAGAUGUAAGUAAAUUCUUUACUCAAACUAUUAGACAAUACUGAAGAAUUUUGUCUUAUAUUAUGUAGAAUUAAUUCUAGUGUAUACAUAUUACAUUUAUUCCAAUAAUCUUAGACUCAAAAAACACUAUAUAAUAUACCUACUUGUAUAAAAUUAACAUUUUAAUUUUAUUUUUUUAAUAGAAAUAGGCAACUAGGUUGCUGAAAAAUAAAUUACAUUAGUUAAUCCAAAAAUAAUGCGUAUGGAUCCAAUUAUAAUUUAAACUUACUGUUAUCAUACAUUUUUUUUCUUAUUUAUUUUAUUUUCUUUAGUACUUUUUUUUUUUUAUACAAAUUAUGAUUUUAUAUUUAGAUACCUAUUUUAUUAUUGAUUUUGGUUGUCCUUAUAAUACAUUUUAAUAAAUAAUUUCAGAUGAUUUUAAACCUGCAAGUGUAGAUAGCAAUAAACCAGCUAGUGUUGAUAUAAGUUCAUCCAAUCGUGAAGUCACCGUUACAUUACCCAACUUUGAUGGUGCUGGUGCAUCACAUACAGUGUAUAAAGGAUCACACAAAGAUUACACAAAAGAAUGUGUUCUUAUCAUUGAUCAUACAACUGGAGAAAUUACAUUAGAAAAGCUUACUACUAAUGUACAAUUGAAAUCAACUAGGUAAUUAUCAAUAAUAUAAUUUAUAACAUUAAUUGGUAGUGGUGUUGUAUGCUAUUUACAUCACAAAUUGUAUCUACUUUUGUAUUAAUAUUGGUGCUGUAUGACAUCUAGCAAUAUUAUUUUAUCUCAAGUAUAAUAAUUAAUAACUAUGAAAUACCCAAUUAUUGAAAGUUACAAUACACUCUAAAUCUAAUUGGUAAAUUAAUUUAGAUAAAUUUGUAUAUAGUAUAAAAACUUUGAAACACUCGAUGCCACUAAGUUGUUGGAAAGGCAGCUUAAAGAAGAAUAGUGGCAUUCUAUAAAUCAUAAAGCAAAUAACACCUUUGAACAAUUUUUUAGCAUCAAUUAAAACUGUAUACCUAUCUACAAUAAUCUGAAUUGACAACUUACAUACAUAUGCAUAUAAUACAGGUAAGAAUAUUUUUUUUAUAAAAUGAUAAUAAUUUAAAAAAUUAUUACUAUUUUCCAAAAUAAAAAAAUAAUGUAAUGGUAGACAUGAUUGUAUAGAUAGCAUACGGCAACUACAAAGUUUGCAUAGAUAGCAUACAGCAUCACUACCCGUUAAUCUUUUUAUUUUUCACUUUCAUCCCAACUAUUACUAAUUAUUUAUUAAUACAAUUUUCAGAAAUGCGGUUGAGAAACCACAAAAACCUAUAGUACAGAUUAAUCCAGUUUUAUCUGAAAAAAAUAGAACAGCUUCUGUAGAUAAACGAUUAAAAGGCAAAAUACAACAAAAAAAACAAGUGAAAAAAUCUCCCAAGAAAGCUUCUCAGUCACCUAAAGUAGUGGCAAAUAUGUCACCACCAAGUAACGCUCAACAUAUGAAUAAAUCUCCGCAAUUUUUUAUGUAAUUAUAUUUUAAGAUUUAUUUUAUGUAAGUAAACCUAUUUUAUUAAAUUUCAAUAUAUUUUUUCAAUUUAUUAUAAAAUACGUAAAAAAAAAAAAACAAAUAACUAAUAAUAGUAGUACAUUAUAUUGCUUAUAUCUCUUAAAUUUACAUAUUUUAUAUAAAUUGUUUAUUACAGGUCGGAAUCUCCAAUGUCUUCCAGUAUUCCGAAUGAUGAUGAUUGCUCAAUGACUGGGUUUGAUUCCCAAGCACAUCCCAGUUUUUCAUUGUCUGAUAUUAAAACGGAAAUUAAGACAGAAAAUAAUAAAACAGAAGUAAGUUUUACCUUUUAUUCUUAUUUAAUUAUAUUAAAUUAUUAGGGAAAUAAUACUCACAUAAAAUGUUUAAGAUAAAAAAGAAUAAUAGCAUACAUAUUGUAUAAUAUAACCCUUUAAUACAAAUACAAUAUUAGUUAGUUCUUAAUAUUAUAGUUUAUAUAUAAGUAUUUUAUUUUUGAUCUUCCGGAUAUAUGAAUUUUUUAAAUGUUCUUAGUUUUCUUCAAAUUUCAACUAUUCAAAUUAUCUAUUGUUUUUAGUUUUUAAUUAUGUCCUUUAACUGUUUUAAAAUUAAAAUAACAUACUUAAAUAUUGUAAACUAAUACUUACACUAACAUUUUGAAUUUGUUAAGGUUCAAUAUAUUGUUUGUUUUUUUUUUUUUUUUAAUUAUUAAUUGAACCAUCUAUAAAGUAACGUUUUGCAAUAAGCACAAGCGAUGUUGGCUUAACUAAAAAUAAGAUAAAACAUAUUAAAUUAAAAUUUGUUUAAUUACGAAGACAAUAGGCCUGAGCAGUGGAGCUAUCCAUUGACAAUACUUUAUAACUAAGAGUUAAUCAAUUAGUAAGUCAACACCAAGUUUAUUUUAGGUGCUUUUUAGUGUCAAUAGAAAUAGUAGGAACCGUUAAUUCUAAGAUUAGGGGGUUGUGAUGGUUGUAAAGAUUAGACUCUAAUCUUUACUCUAAUCAUUAGAGUGUAUGAGUUGGUAGAAAGUUUUGGCAAUGUUUUUUACUGUAGAAAUAGAGAUAUAUUUAUAAAGACAUUUGUGACAUGGUAUGGGGCUUUGACUAUUUGGAUUAUAUUAAUAUUGGUGGGCAUGUCAACUCUCCAAUAUUAAACACUGAAUUCGAAAUUAGUUUGAAGAAAGUUUAAUGUUUAGGUUAAUGUGUUUAGAUGUAAGAAGAAGUCAUAGUUGGCAAGUACAGUUGUUUAAGGUAAGGUGUUUUGUAUAAAUAUAGCUAUAUAGGUAGCCUAGGUUUAAUCCUUAAAUAAUAAAUAUUAUGUCCAGAUAAUAGUGGUAGGCGAUUUAAAUGGGAGGGCAAACAACUUGUUGGAAUGUGAACAUGAAUUGGAUGAAUCACGCUUUGUUGACUUUUACCCCCCCCCCUCUCUCUUCUUUAUACCAAGUUCAUAAAAUGUGGCUAAGAUUAGGUGAUUUUGAAUGAGAUUUUAGGCCAUUUCAGGAUUGGAGUGGAGAGCUAAGAGUGCCUUUUUAUUAAGCUGGGAAGUAUGAGUCUCAAAAUGGAGUAAUAUCUGUGUUAACAUAAGCAAUGUUUUAUUUAAUUUAAUAGCUACAUCAGCUGUGAUUUAGGUCAAAGCUUAGCGUUUUGUGCCGAAAUGGUUAGUGUAUUACAUAUAUUAUAAUUUGCUUGGUUGAAUGUAGUUGGGUGGAAGAGUGAUGAAUAGUGAACAGGCUAAGAAAUUGUUUACUUUUCCAAUUUGGUUUGGACAUAAAAUAUUACAAAUAUGGAUAGUAGAAAAAAAAGUAGUGGGAAAAAAUAACUUUUUCCAUAUCACUGAUAGUCCAUGUUCCAUCAGUCUUUCUCAGUAGGUACAAAAGGCUGAGAACAAAACAUUUUUCUUGUAGUUUACCAUAGCGAGUUGUCACUAGUUGAUAGGUAUACAUGAUGUUUUCUUAUUUAAUUGAAACUGCUUUUAUAUUUAUUGGAGGACUGUUUGGCUCUGUCAGAUAAUAAGGGCUCUACUUUAUUUUUGAGAUUAAGGCUCUAAUAUGUAGAGAAAGAUUUCAGUUGUAAUCUCUAGGGGUCUCUAUUAUCUUACAUCCAAAAUUGACUGAAUAACAUUUAAAAUUUAACCUACAAUAUUUGUAUUGUAUUUUUGAGUAAUUUAAUUUUUCCAAGGAAAUAUAUUUUUUUGAAUUUACUUCAAGAAUUAUUUUUCACAAAUUGAAUUAUUCAGUGUGAAUUUAUUUUCAUGAGUAUAAAAUAAAGGUGUUUGGCACAUUAAAAAUUAAAACAUAGUUUUAUAAAUUUUAAUUUAAAAUAACAAUGCUUUUUAAGAAAUUUAAUAUUAAUGUUUUUUAUUUUUAAUUGUACAGUCCUAUGAAGAUUUGGUUCCUGCUGCUAGAAGUUUAGAACUUAGUGAAUCUUCUAGUGAUUCAGAAUCAAGUAGUUCAUCAGAUAGUGAUAGUGAUGACUCAACAACAUCUCCCACUAAUCAACAAAGAAAUGUAGAAAAUCACCCGUUGCCCAUUUUUAAUUCUGCCAACACAAAUGGUAGUUUAAACAAAUCAAUAUUUAUGUAAAAUUAAAAAAAAUAUUUAUCAUUGUUUUGCUUUAGGUUUUAAAGGUCGUCUAGUAGAUCCAGGACGUAUUUUAGAUGAAGAUCUUCAACUUUCCGAAACAGAUUCAGACUGACUGCCAUUCUGCGGCAUAAUAAUAACAUACCAAAUACCCCAAAUCGAAGCCGUUCAGUCGUGCAACAAUGAUAAAAAAAUGUCUUAUAAUUAUGUAUUUUUUAACCUACUUAAAUCUCUUUUGAUUAAAAAUAAAUGUAAUUACAAAAAUUUAUUUUAUUUUGUGUAAGACAAACAAAUUAACAAGAAUAAACUUGUAUAUAAAUUACAAAAAAAAGUUUCAUUUGGCUAACAAAACAAGUUUACUAACGAGUUUGCAUACAUCAAAGGCUUCACAGGUGGAUGUGGUACAGCUGUAUAUGUUGUAAACUUUGGCUUAAGGCAUUGUCCUUCGAGUGUGAUAAACGCUCCUUUGUUGCCCAUUGUAUCGCAGUAAUUUGGAGCAGAAAACACAGUAAUACAUUUGGAAUCGUGUGCUUCUUCAUAACCAUUCGCUUUAACCUCAUGACUACGGAUAAUAUAAUCUAAAUUGUUUAAUUCGAUAAAUUUGUUUGUAAUAUCUGGUCCGAAUUGUACACCAACACCACGUUUACUUGGAGAACGUCCUGGAGCAUCUUGGGGAUCUGACCAUAAUAUAUCGCACAUUGGGCCUGCUUCUGGUGGCUGUCUAUUUCGGUAAAUAUUUUCAAUAUCCUUUAAUGUAACAUCAUCUUUAGAAAAUAAACCACCAUGCAUAACAAGAACACGUCUAUUGAUGCAGUGGGCAAGUGGAAGCCAAUUGUAAACUUCUGUAAACAAGUUAGCCAUUUCAACUGAAUAUUUAGAUUUAACUUCACCUUCAAAUCCAUACAUUCUAUUCAUAGUAACGCUUUCGUGGUUACCGCGAGACAUAAAGAACUUAUCAGGGAAAAGAAGUUUAAAACCAAACAAAGUAAAAAUACAUUCAACUGAAAAUGAUCCUCGGUCAACAAAAUCGCCAUUGAAUAAGUAAGGAUUUGUAUCUGAUGGUAAACCAUUUAAUUCAAAUAUGUUUAACAGAUCAUAGUACUGACCAUGAAUAUCACCACAUAUUGUAAAUAUUUCACCAGGUUUAAUAUUAAUGUAAACAAGAGUUGGCUGUUUUUCUAAAUAUUUUUUAACAUCCAACAAUAUUUUGUAAGCAUGUUUUUUAUGUAACUUACCCUGAUCUCGGUAAGUUUUAAUAAGCUCUUUCAUGAAAUCGAGUGUAACUCUUCCAUCAUCUAAAUUUGGUCCAAUAUAAUCAUCUUCAAUACUCAUUGAUUCAAUAUCUAUUUGUUCAGAAACACUUUUAGAAUCUUCUACAGAAAUAGCUUUUUCAAAAGCUAAUCGUUUAACCAUCUUAUUACACUCGGAAUAUUUACGAUUAGCAUCUUUAUCAGAAGGUAAAGCCUUUACAACAACUUCAUAGUCUUUUAGGGCUUCCUUAAAUUUACCAAGUGACAUAUACGCUGUUGCCCUUCGAUAAUAUCCUUUCAAGUACUUAGGAUCAAGUUGUAUAGCUUUUGAUGCAUCAGCUAAAGCAUAGCCGUAUGCUUCGGUUUUAGAAUGAGCAAAGCUACGAUUUGCAAAAUAUGCAGCGAAAUUAUGUGGUUUUGUUGACGAACUCUCACACAUUGCAAUAGCUUUAGAAUAUAAAUCAAUUGCUUCUGCAUAACGUUUGGCAGAAAAAUGAAGAUUCGCUUCUUCUUUCAUUCGUUCAGCAUGAGUUAUAUCAGCUUCGCGGUAAUCCAAUUUGCAUUCGCCGUUCAUUUUAAUAAAACUUGAAUUUAAUAAAAAAAAAUAUAAAAGAACACGAUAAUAAUUCAAACUUUAUUUGUGCGCUGACUAAUAAAAAAUUAAAAAAAUAAAUAAUAUUACUACAAUGGAUAUUUG
Molecule: messenger RNA, 6344 nt
Organism: Cinara cedri
Lineage: Eukaryota; Metazoa; Arthropoda; Insecta; Hemiptera; Aphididae
Source: the annotation of a GenBank genome assembly